Polypterus senegalus (gray bichir) is the source of this 5934-nucleotide messenger RNA. It is a transcript of the gene magi3a, whose product is annotated as membrane associated guanylate kinase, WW and PDZ domain containing 3a. Gene Ontology annotation, molecular function: protein binding. The transcript has 21 exons. The coding region runs from base 531 to 4766 and encodes 1411 amino acids. Lineage: Eukaryota; Metazoa; Chordata; Cladistia; Polypteriformes; Polypteridae. Gene Ontology annotation, biological process: signal transduction. Gene Ontology annotation, cellular component: cytoplasm. The record is from RefSeq and is a predicted model, not a curated record.
AACUGACAGAAACCUACUCGGAAUCCCGGGCACAAGAUAACAUAACCGGAGUGUUUCAGUCACUCGAUAUACCACUGGCUUGACAGACUCGUCCAGCAGCGUUCACCACGGAAGGCCCGCCCCCUUCCUGUCACUUCACUGGCUGACAAUAAGCGUACUCCGCCUCUCCCCCGAUCUAAUUGGUCCGUAGGUAUGCUCCUCAAUCGCCUCUCACGCCCAACGGAGCCAACAAGGUGAAAUUGACCAGAGAAGUUCUGGAAUCUGUACUGGGCGUAGAAGCGCGGCCGAAUGCGCGUGGCCUUCGAGGCGGGAGGCUGGGCUGCCCGCAGGUGCGUGUGGCGCUCUGGUGAACUUUGACGCGGUGUGGUGGCAGGGGUCUGCGCUCACACUGCCGCGAAACGCCAUGGCGAGCCGUCUGUUUGUGAUGCGGUUCCACUGAACGCCGGACUGCCUGUCUCGUUGAGCCUGCCGCACGGAGAUAAUGUCGCAGAGUCGCUUUGCUUGAGAGCUGAGUGGAGUCCGAACCAGCCAUGUCCAAAACCCUGAAGAAGAAGAAGCAUUGGUCGACCAAGGUGCAGGAGUGCGCGCUUCUGUCCUGUGGGGCUGAGCUCACUUCCCUGCUGGAAAUCCGAGGGGGAGCCGAGGUCGGAGAGUUCCCUUACUUGGGCCAGAUGAAGGAGGAUGCGAUCAGCUGCCACUCGGGCAAACCGCCAAGCCCCGGAGACGUGUUGCUGGAGGUUAAUGGCACCCCAGUUAGCGGACUGACCAACCGGGAUACGCUGGCGGUAAUUCGACACUUCCGAGAGCCCAUACGACUAAAAACACUGAGACCAGGCAAAGUGCUAAACACUGACCUGCGCCACUACCUCAGUCUUCAGUUCCAGAAAGGUUCGCUUGAUCACAAACUGCAGCAGGUGAUCCGAGACAACCUGUACCUGCGCACUAUUCCAUGCACCACCAGGCUACCCAGAGAAGGGGAAGUUCCCGGAGUGGAUUACAACUUUAUUAGUGUUGGAGAAUUCCGAGCUUUGGAAGAAGCAGGUGCUCUUCUUGAAAGUGGUACCUAUGAUGGUAACUAUUAUGGCACUCCAAAGCCGCCAGCAGAACCCAAUCCCAUCCAGCCUGAUCUUGUGGACCAAGUACUGUUUGAUGAAGAUUUUGAUGCAGAGGCUCAAAGAAAACGUACCACGUCUGUCAGCAAGAUGGAGAGGAAAGACAGUGCAGCCCCUGAGGAGGAAGAUGAUGAUGAAAGGCCUGCUGUUAAUGGAGUAGCAGAACACAAGGAAUCCAUGGAAUGGAGAAAGGCUGUCCCAAGUUACACGCAAUCAAGCAGCACUAUGGAUUUUCGAUUUUGGAACUCCCUACCAAGGGAUGACAAUCAAGAUCCCCUGCCAAAGAACUGGGAGAUGGCCUAUACAGACACUGGCAUGGUUUACUUCAUCGACCAUAACACUAAAACUACCACGUGGCUUGACCCAAGGCUUGCUAAGAAAGCUAAACCUGCUGAAAAGUGUGAAAAUGGGGAGCUGCCGUAUGGAUGGGAAAAGAUAGAAGACCCUCAAUAUGGAACUUAUUAUGUUGAUCACAUCAAUCAGAAGACACAGUUUGAAAACCCAGUGUUAGAAGCUAAGAGGAAAAUUAAAGAAGGCCAGGCAAAGCUCCUCCAAGGAACUGUACCACCUCCACCCACUCCAGAAAUCUCCAGACCUCCUUUCACCAGGGAUCCAUUGCAACUACAGGGCACCUUGAUUCGGACAGCACUGCGGAAGAGUUCACUGGGGUUUGGGUUCACCAUUAUUGGUGGAGAUCGGCCUGAUGAGUUCCUGCAGGUCAAGAAUGUCCUCAAAGAUGGACCUGCAGCUCUGGAUGGAAAGAUCGCUUCUGGAGAUGUGAUUGUGGAUAUAAAUGGUACAUGUGUUCUAGGAAAAACGCAUGCAGAUGUGGUUCAGAUGUUCCAGUCUAUUGCUGUCAACCAAUAUGUGAAUAUGGUCCUCUGCCGUGGCUAUCCUCUUCCUGAAGAUGCCAACAGUGACCUCAGUGGUGAUAUUGUAACAAGCACACCUCUGAUCAAUGGUCAGACAGGCCCUACUCAAGCAGAAACUGUCCAGGGUCCUCAUGAUGUACAUUAUUUCACUACUGACCAGAAUGGGAGGCCAGUGGUUCAAGUUUUACCCAAUGGUCGGUUCAAUGGCCCUCUAACAGACUUUGAAGCAGUCUCAUCUUCUGGUCUUUUGCAGCCAGAGCUGGUAACACUUUCUUUACUAAAAGGACCCAAUGGGUUUGGCUUUGCAAUAGCAGACAGCCCCCUAGGGCAGAAAGUUAAGAUGAUUCUUGAUGGACAGUGGUGUCGUGGACUGCUAAAAGGUGAUGUUUUAAAGGAAAUCAACCGACAGAACGUGCAGACCCUGAGCCAUGCCCAGGUGGUGGAUAUUCUGAAGGAGUUUGCAGUAGGGAGCGAGGUUUCUGUUCUCGUCCUGAGAGGAGGUCAGACAUCACCUGUGAAGUCUUUGAUUCCUCAGAGGACUGAAAAACAAGAUGUAAGUGGGAGCUGUGAGGCCCUAAACACACUUGAGCCCCUCCCUCAGCCACUCCCUCUGCCUCCAAAUGCCAUACGUUCGUCUUCUCCAAAGCUUGAUCCUAGUGAGGUGUACAACAAGUCUCGAGCUAUGUUGGAGACCAAACCACCUAACACUAAGGAACUUGAUGUAUUUAUAAAGAGGAAACAGGAUUCUGGCUUUGGAUUCCGGGUUCUUGGAGGGGAGGGGCCAGAUCAGCCGGUGUAUAUUGGUGCAAUUGUACCCCUUGGUGCUGCUGAGAAAGAUGGCCGUCUUCGCGCUGGUGAUGAGCUUGUGUGCAUCGAUGGUGUGCCUAUUAAAGGAAAGACGCACAAACAGGUCCUGGAAUUGAUGACUACAGCAGCCCGAAAUGGACAUGUCCUUCUCACAGUCCGUAGACAGGUGCUGUAUACAGCAGAGGCUUCUGAAGAAAAUGGAAACCCUGCUUCAGAUUUAUUGCUGAAUGACUCUCCACCUGUAAUCUCUAGUGAGAUUCCUACCAGGCUCCAUGUAGACCCUUAUGAUGUAUUACUCCAGCGGAAAGAUAAUGAAGGCUUUGGGUUUGUCAUCCUUACCUCUAAAAACAAGCCACCACCAGGAGUGAUCCCACACAAGAUUGGACGCAUUAUUGAAGGGAGUCCUACUGACCACUGUGGGAAGUUGAAAGUGGGAGACCGGAUUUCAGCAGUGAAUGGACAGUCAAUUAUUGACCUGUCCCAUGACAGUAUUGUGCAGCUUAUUAAAGAUGCUGGCAACACUGUUACCCUGACAGUCAUUCCUGAAGAAGACCACAGUGGACCUCCAUCACAUAACAGUUCAGCUCAGCAAAGUCCAGCACUUCAUCAUCGUGCAACAGGCCAAAUAAGCCAGAGGAUCCUGGAAGACAGACUGAACAUUGAAGCUGAGGAUAGGAAGGAGGUGAUUGGUGACUCCAUAUACCAAAGGUCAGAACCUGGUGGCAGUUGGGUUUCUGGUCCCAAAGUUUCACAGAGUCAUGGCUGCAUUCCUGUAGAGCUGGAUAGAGGUCCCAGAGGAUUCGGGUUCAGCCUUCGAGGGGGAAAAGAAUACAAUAUGGGCCUGUUCAUCCUGCGUCUGGCAGAGGAUGGCCCAGCCCUCAAAGAUGGACGGAUACAUGUCGGUGACCAGAUUGUGGAGAUCAAUGGGGAACCCACCCAAGGUAUCACUCACACCAGAGCUAUUGAGCUUAUCCAGGCUGGGGGUCAUAAGGCUCACCUUCUUCUGAGGCCAGGAUUGGGUCUGGUGCCAGAUCAUGGUCACAUGGAUGUAAUCAAUGUGUCACCUGCAAGCUUUCAGAAAGAGGCCACCUCUUCAGAAGAGCCUCCACCAUAUUCACCAUCUAGUUCCACUUCCGACUCAACCUAUUCAAUGAGACAAGAAGCACCAUCAGACCUCAGUGCCACUUGGGAAGAUGCUCCAUCUGAUAAACAGAAGAGACGGCAAGAGGCCCUUAGAAUGAAGCCUAACAAGCAAGAGCCACCGGAAAGUAGUUUAGAACCGACCAAUGGGAAUCUACAUACAGGGAAGAACGAAUCGCAACCUGGAAGGCCCGUUGCUAAAAGCAAAGAUUUACAUGACAGGUCUAUAGUAAAAAGGAGAUCAUCUAGCCCCAGGAAAGUAGAUAAGCAUCCAAAAGAAACUGAGGGCAGAUCUAGUCCAAGGAAAGAACAACGUAGAGAGAGAAGUCGUGACCGUGAUUUGGAACCACAGGCAGUUUAUCAAGCCAGAUCAUCCAGUCCAACAAAAAGCAGAAAGAAGGAAAAGCCCGAAGAACGACCAGAGAAAGCAGGUCUUAGGGCUGACUAUCAAAAGGGUGACAGCUUAAUAAAAUCUGAGCAACAUGGCCUUUCAAAAGAAAAUGAACAGAUGUUCCAGCUGGCAGCUAAGAUGGAUGAAGUGGUUGUUGAAGGAAAAACAAAAAAACACGUGGAGAAAAUGACUUCUUUCAGCAAGGAGGACUCUGAGAAAGAAGCAAGGGGUCAAACAAAAAGUGGCUUUCAAGUGAAAGAAAUAACUCCAGGGAAUGGUAAGAAGGAGGAGGACAUCAGCAGACACGGCACAGAUGCGGAUCUUGGCAGGGAGAAUUCACAAAGUGGGAGGAAGGUCCCUAUCACUCCUGGCCCUUGGAAGGUCCCCAGUACAGAUAAAGUGUACACUGUAAUGGGAAGUGUGCUGAAGGGUAGUGGGCUGUGAGGGCGGCCCUUUUGAUCAGACUUCUUUACUCAGCGAUACUGAAGGGGAGCACAAAGUCCCUCAGCACUGUGAAAUGAAGGAUUAUGUUUAAGCGUUUUGUCUUCUAUCUGUGUAUGUCUAUUCAGAUAUUUAAAUGGAUGGGUUCAGUUUGUCUUGCGUGCAGUCUGUUCCAGUAGAAGUUGAUUACCUGUGGUGUUUUUUUGUUUUUUUUUUUAAUUGUUUUGUUAUUAACCACCAGUCUGCAGUGGAACUUGCGUGUUAUUAGCCUAUCUGGGCUUAUUGUUGAGUUUAUCCAAAGCAAAUUUGCCAACUGCCUGCAUGUUUGAUAGAUGAAUCCUAGCCGCAAGCCGGCUUCCAAAGAGAAUCAAAGAAACCCGCAAUACGCCUCUGGCUUUUAAGAGGAAGCAUCUCUCUCUCUCUCUCUCUCUCUCUCUUUUUAUUAUUUGUUUGUGUGUGUUUUUAAGAUGCAUGCUUCUAUCAAAUCUGCUGAAACUUGAGAGAGCGUUCAUGGCAUGCAUUCACACCACAAAGCAGCCCCACCUCCUGCUCUUUUAAGGUCUUGUUGUUUAGCACAUGAUAAUGGAAUUGUUUGUAUAUUUUUAUUGAGAAGGAACCCAACCUGUCAGUCAUGCUCCAUCAUAUCCAUCCUACUGUCAUUGUGUAUAAUAUAAAAAUAAGAAAAAUGGUGCAUCACUUAAAACAAAUGUCUUUGAAAUCCAUGUGUGAAUAGCACACUUUGGGUUAAAUGAACUUCCAGCAUCUGUGGAAUGUGUAACUUUUUUUUUUUUUUUUGGUUUUGUUUUUUGAUAAAUGCACACAUGCUUCAUGGUUUUCAAGGUCUCCUAUCCUGCAAGAGUGACAUGCAGCAAGCCUCAUGUCUCAGUAGCAUUUGCACUUGAUGUCUGUACAGUGUGUUGGCCCCACCACCCCAGAUCACUACUUGUACAUAAUUGGGUGGCCUUGCAAUGACAUGCUGUGGUAGUUGUAAAUGUUUCUAAAUUGUACAGCACCUUUAUAAAUACUUAGAAGUUCUCACGCAGAUGGCCAAACCAAAUCAAUCUGUAAAUUUCUCCAUUAUUUUUUUAAGUAAAGUUGAUUGAAAAAAAAAAAUCGAAUUGGUAAUGGCAUCCUGUUCAUGCACUGUAAAAUAAAGUUAUUCUGUACUUAA